Messenger RNA from Diversispora eburnea, 2883 nucleotides. NCBI's taxonomy places the organism in Eukaryota, Fungi, Glomeromycota, Glomeromycetes, Diversisporales, Diversisporaceae. The record is from the annotation of a GenBank genome assembly.
AUGAGUGACAUUAACAUUAACUUCGAUAUUCCUCCUCCUGUACCUCCGAAAGAUGAUUUUCGUCCUUUAACACCUCCCAAAGAUUUCCCUAGAAUAAAUUUUUUGGGUUCCGCAAGUGUUGGACCUUCUACAUCUCAAGCAAUAAAUUUUGAGGACUUAACUGGGGAACCUUCCACUAUUACCAUUACUACUAAUAUUAAAAACUCGAAUACUUUUCCAGUUCCAAAGUUAAAAUCUAAAAAGAGUAAUUUUGGUUCAUUAAUUCAAAGAUUAAAUCGAAAUUCGAAACCUCCAAGAAUUGAUCGGUCACUUUCUAAAAAUAGCAAAAAAGGUUUAAAGAAAGUAGAUUUAAAACAGAAACAAAAGGAAGUAUUAUUAACUGAAGAUGAUCUUAUGACAUCUACUAGUACAUUAUAUCAAGAAGGAUCUUCAACGGCUCAUUCAACAUUCACAAAAACUUCUGAUUGUCAAGUAAAUGUGGAUACAUUUAGAACAGAUAUUGAUGAUAUUGGCCCAUUAAGAAAUUCAAUUGCUAAAUCAGCAAAUUCUUCGGAACGUGCUGAUGAUGACACUAUUAAAGGGAUUAAUCGUCAUAGUCAUGUCUUUGAAGUUUUUAGUUCUAAAAGUUCAGGAUCAAACUCCACUCGAGAAAGUGAUCAUAACCAAAAAUCUAUUUCUUCGAAUAUUCCUCCUCCUAUUACUACUAUUACUACUCAAAAUAUUUCCAAUAUUCAAAAUACUGAAUUAAUAAGAAAUAAUUAUGGUCCAAUUCAAAUAAAAGAUUCAAUAUUAAAUAAAAAAGAUAUUGAAAAUCAAGUUGAAAAGAAGGAAUUAGAUGAAGAUAGUGGGGAUGUUUCAACUACUCAAUCACAAGCACCGGAAUCAAGUGUUUAUACAACUUCAGAUUUUGAUUCUAAUUCUAAACCUCCAUUAAGUAAUAAUCGAUUAUCAUCUAUUCCAAAUCAUUUCUUUGAUGGACUUCAUAAUAUUAAAACAUUAUAUCUUGAUCGAAAUUCAUUAAGGGAUAUACCAGAAGAAUUAUUAAAAUUAACUAAAUUAGAAAUAUUAGAUUUAAGUAAUAAUUGUAUUUCGGAAUUUAAUUCAAGGAUAAAAAUUCGAAGAAUGAAAAAUUUAAGAAGAAUUAAUUUAGAUAAUAAUGUUAUCUCUGAUAUAUCAAAUAUUUCAAAAUUAAAAACACUUAGAGAAUUAAGAGUAAAUAAUAAUUUAUUAAGUACACUUACUUCCGAUAUAUCAAAAUUAAUUAAAUUAAGAUUAUUAUAUUUAGAUAAUAAUCAACUUACCAAUUUACCGGAUACUAUUGGAAGAUUAAAAUCAUUAUGUGUAUUAAGAUUAAAUAAUAAUAAUAUUGAAAUUUUACCAACAUCAAUAUGUUCAUUACAUCAAUUACAAGUAUUAGAAUUAAGAUCUAAUUUAUUAACUCAAUUACCUGAAAAUAUUAAAGAAUUGGAAAAUUUGGCCAAAUUAGAUGUUUCUAAUAAUAAACUUUUAACUCUACCAAAUGAUAUAGUGAAAUGUACAAGAUUAACUAAUUUAAAUGUAUCAAAUAAUUUACUUGAAACAAUUCCAACAAAAUUUGGUCAACUUUCAAGAUUGAAUACACUUAAUUUAAGAGAGAAUAAAAUUAAUAAUUUACCAGCUGAUUUAGGAAAAUUAACGAAUUUAAUAGAAUUAGAUUUAUCAUUUAAUGAAUUAAUAGUUUUACCUGAUGAACUUGGAAAAUUAAUUAAACUUAUGGAAAUUAAACUUAAUAAUAAUCCUUCAUUACUUGCAAUCCCUUCAACAUUUAUGAAAUUAACUCAAAUUCGAAAAGUUCAUUUACAACAUUGUAAUCUUAGUCAAAUACCAUUCGAAAUGGGAAAUGCAUAUUCACAACUUAAAUAUGUAAAUUUAUCAUAUAAUUUAUUUGAUACAAUGCCAAGUUUAAAUGGAAUGGAUAAAGUAAUAAUAUUUGAUAUAUCAAAUAAUCGAAUUGAUGAUUUAACUAUAGAAAUAAAACAAUUUGAAAUAAUAAGAGAAUUUUAUGUAGUUAAUAAUAAACUUCAAUAUAUUCCUAAAUCAAUUGGUAAACUUAAAAGAUUAGAAAUAUUGGAUUUAUCAGAAAAUAUGAUAAUAGAAUUACCAUUAUCAAUUGGUGAUUGUCAAAGUUUAAGAGAACUUAAAUUAAGAGGGAAUUCAAUUGAAACAUUACCAAUAACAUUAGGAAAAUUAAAAGAUCUUAAUGUAUUUUAUAUUGGUAAAUGGCCAAUGAUCGAUUUUAAUAUAAUUCAAGAUAAUCGAGAUAAUAAUCGUUAUGAUAAUUUAAAAAUUAAUCCAUAUGAACAUAAAAUUCCGGCACAUGUGGAACGUACAUUAUUAUGGAGAAUGCAUGAUUCAAUAUUAAAGAGGUUAAGAGAUAUUGAUAAUAUUGAUAAUAAUUUUGAUUUUAAUUCUGAAAAAUCAAGAAGUCCAUCAAAUGAAAGUAAUAAUUCACAACAAGAUAUAAAUUCUAUUAAUAUUAAUAAUUGUUUACCGACAGAAACAAUAAAUUUAAAUUCAUCAACAACAACAAUAAAUAAUUUAAAUAAUUUAAAUAAUUUAAAUAAUGGUGGUGGUGGAGGAAAUAAUUAUAAUAAUGUUUACAGCGGCAAUAAUAAUAAUGGUUCUAGUAGUAAUCAACAAAUUACUCCACCAAUACCAAGAGACGAUAUAAUAUUAAAGAUGACAGUAAUAAAAGGUGUUUAUGAUCAAAUUAUGAAAGAUAUGAGAAAUAAUGAUUAUGAUAAAGAAUCGAGUGGUGAUGACAAUAUGGAAUUUCCUGAUAAUGGAAAAAAGAAAAAAUUUGCUAAAUUAAAUAAAUUCCUAAAAAUUGGAGAUAAGCAAUAA